This is a messenger RNA of Soboliphyme baturini, 474 nucleotides long. The record is from the annotation of a GenBank genome assembly. NCBI's taxonomy places the organism in Eukaryota, Metazoa, Nematoda, Enoplea, Dioctophymatida, Soboliphymatidae.
AUGGAGCCCGGCGAUGCAGCGAGGUCGUUUAGUUUUACACGAAAUUCUGUCAUAUUCGAGAUUGUGGUUCCGAUCGUUGUGACGAUCCUGGCGAUAGCUCUGUGCGUGGGCAAAAAGAAAAAGUCGAAGAAGAAAGAACCAGAGAAGAAACGUGACAAAGAGAAAGCGGACAAAGAGAAACCAAAGCAAACGGAAGAAGUGAAGAAAGACCAGACGGCUCCCCAAACACCUGAAAAACCUGCCGAGGAAAAAAAAGCGGCAGAAGUAAGCAAGGGUGAAGACAAAGGUAAAGACAAAGAAGCGAAAGAGCAAACUCCUCCGAAGCAAGAGAAAUCAGAAGCGGAAAAGAAAGGAGACGGAGUGCAAGAUGUAAAGGAGAAAGAUGAGACGAAAAAAGCGACUGGUACGCAAACGAUUGAAGAUCUGAGCUCGGACGAGGGAAGUCUUCCAAGUGUCGAGUUACAAUCAGCCUGA